CUUGUUUUUAGCAUUUAAACCUGAGAAGCGUCUAAACACGCCAAAGGGCUUUUGUGCCAGUGGGCACGUUUUCCCGUCCAGUAUCUUGGGAACUGCAUCCAGCGUCUCUGUUCUCUGUCUCCCCCUCCUGUCCUCAACCCUAGCUUACGUUUCCCUCUAUUAUUUUCCACUCAGUUUCUCGCAGUUUAAAAUGGCGGCGUUGAGUAGCGCCGAGUCUCCACCACCCGUCUUUAACGGAGACACCGCGGAUCUGGAGCCGGGCAGAGAGCGAGGCUUGGAGGAGCUGGGCGCUGGGCUGGACUCCACCUGUUCACCGGGGAUCCCCGGAGGUCCUCAGGAUGAGGAGAUCUGGAACAUCAAACAGAUGAUAAAGUUGACACAAGAGCACUUAGAAGCUCUACUGGACAAGUUUGGAGGAGAACAUAAUCCCCCUUCUAUAUAUCUAGAGGCCUACGAGGAGUACACCAGUAAAUUAGAUGCCCUGCAGCAGAGAGAGCAGCAGCUGCUGGAGGCUAUGGGAAAUGGCACAGACUUCUCUUGCUCGCCUUCUCCUCUGCCGACCCUAUUUGAUGUCAAGAUGGGCAGUUGUGGAGGUGGAGGACGCGCUCCGAAUUUUCACAGCUUGGCACCCAACACCUUGGCUGUCCUACAGGCCCCAGACACCAGCCGAUCCAACCCUCGCUCCCCCCAGAAGCCCAUUGUUAGGGUCUUCCUGCCCAACAAACAGAGAACAGUGGUCCCAGCUCGCUGUGGGAUGACUGCGAGAGACUCACUGAAAAAAGCACUGAUGAUGCGAGGCCUCAUUCCAGAGUGCUGUGCCGUGUACAGGAUACAGGAUGGAGAGAAGAAGCCUAUUGGCUGGGACACGGACAUUUCCUGGUUGACAGGAGAAGAGCUGCAUGUUGAAGUGCUGGAAAAUGUGCCGCUUACAACACACAACUUUGUGAGGAAGACGUUCUUCACACUGGCCUUCUGUGACUUCUGCAGAAAGCUGCUGUUCCAGGGUUUCCGCUGUCAGACCUGUGGUUACAAAUUCCACCAGCGCUGCAGCACUGAGGUUCCUCUCAUGUGUGUCAACUAUGAUCAGCUGGAUUUGUUGUUGGUGUCCAAGUUCUUUGAGCAUCAUCCAUUUCCCCAAGAGGAGGUGUCCUCAGAGGGAACCACUCCUGUGUCUGAAGCCUGUCCUUUACUCCCUCCAUCUGACUCAACCGGGUCUUUAUGCCACACUACUGUGUCCCCAUCCAAGUCCAUACCAAUCCCGCCUAGUUUUCGGCCCAAUGAAGAGGACCACCGCAAUCAAUUUGGCCAGCGAGACCGUUCGUCGUCUGCCCCCAACGUCCACAUUAACACUAUUGAGCCUGUCAACAUUGAUGAUCUGAUUCGGGAUCAGAGCUUAGCAAGGUCAGAUGGAGCCCCCCCGACCCACCCUGCCCGCAGCUUGAGGAAGCACCGAACACGGACCUCAAGCCCCCUCCUAUACUCCUACCCCAAUGACAUAGUGUUUGAUUUUGAGCCUGAGCCUGUUUUCCGAGGUUCCACUACAGGCCUGUCAGCCACACCUCCUGCCUCUUUACCUGGCUCACUGACCAAUGUGAAGGUUCCACAGAAGUCACCAUGUCAACAGAGAGAGCGCAAAUCAUCGUCCUCUUCCGAAGACCGCAAUAAGAUGAAAACCCUGGGUAGGAGGGACUCCAGUGAUGAUUGGGAAAUACCAGAGGGGCAGAUCACACUGGGUCAAAGGAUAGGCUCUGGAUCCUUUGGAACUGUUUUCAAGGGAAAGUGGCAUGGUGAUGUGGCAGUUAAGAUGUUAAAUGUCACUGCUCCCACACCACAACAGCUUCAGGCAUUCAAGAAUGAAGUGGGUGUCCUCAGGAAAACACGUCAUGUGAACAUCCUGUUGUUCAUGGGUUACACCACCAAGCCUCAGUUGGCGAUAGUUACCCAGUGGUGUGAAGGCUCCAGUCUAUACCACCACCUGCACAUCAUUGAGACCAAGUUUGAAAUGAUCAAGCUGAUUGAUAUUGCACGGCAAACUGCUCAGGGCAUGGAUUACCUGCAUGCCAAGUCAAUCAUCCACAGAGAUUUGAAGAGCAACAAUAUUUUUCUUCAUGAGGAUCUCACUGUGAAGAUUGGUGACUUUGGGCUGGCUACAGUCAAAUCCCGCUGGAGUGGCUCACACCAGUUUGAACAGCUCUCUGGUUCUAUAUUGUGGAUGGCUCCAGAGGUAAUCCGGUUACAAGACAAGAAUCCUUACAGCUUUCAGUCAGAUGUCUACGCUUUUGGCAUCGUGCUGUAUGAGCUAAUGUCAGGAGCACUUCCUUACUCAAACAUUAACAACAGAGAUCAGAUCAUAUUCAUGGUAGGUCGGGGUUACUUGUCUCCCGACCUUAGUAAAGUGCGCAGCAACUGUCCAAAGGCCAUGAAGAGACUAAUGGCUGACUGUCUGAAGAAAAAGAGAGAGGAGCGCCCUCUUUUUCCUCAGAUCCUGGCAUCCAUUGAGCUGCUGGCUCGCUCGUUACCCAAAAUCCACCGCAGCGCCUCUGAGCCUUCAUUGAACCGAGCUGGUUUUCAGACUGAGGACUUCAGCUUGUAUUCCUGCGCCUCACCCAAAACUCCCAUCCAGGCCGGUGUAUACGGAGAGUUUUCAGCAUUUAAGUAAGUGCUACAGAUCCUACCAGUCCAUCUCUCUUCACUUCUCAAAAGUCUUGUGACCAUGCGGUGGAUUCAUUCAUUUCUGAAAAAAACUGAAUAAAUAGUCUCAAUGAAUGUGCUGUUUACUCCCUUUGUUAACAUGACGAAGGCAGACUCACCAAAGGCAACACAAAACUGUCCAGCAGGCGAACAACCACUGCAACAGACAAAGUCAAAUUAAAAUAAAUUGACAAAAAAGCAAAUUGAAUGCCAAACAUUAUCCAUCUUUAAAACGGGGUUUAUUGCCUGCUGGAGGGAAAGGAUGAAGGCAAAAGCACGAAAACAUGAAGGUGGAACUUCAGGAUAAGUCCAGCCUUCGGGCGCCACCCCAUCCCAUCAUUUCCUGAAUGGGCGAGGAGGGAAGCUCUUUAUCAGCUGGGCUGCUGAACUUCACUUCACUUGUCACUUCACUUCACUUUAAAUGACAGGGUCUGUGAACGAAGCAGUGGUCUCUCAUCUGUUGGUUUAAACAAAGGGCCAGAUGUUAACUCAUUCACUUUGAGAUCACUCAGCUCGGAGUUUUUGUUUGUUUUUGUUUUCAAUGCUUCGUUUCCAUUUUAAAGAGAUCAUUAUUUUAGAAAAAGAAACUUCUUCCUAUCACUCCAAAGAGGCUUCUUUUGUCUUUUUUGUAAUUAACUGUCCAAAAUGUGCUGCCUCCUAAUUUGACACAAAUGAUACAACAACAGCCAUCCAGAUUUUUGCAGAAAAAGGGUUCUGGUGAAAAACCCAGCACCUGCGGGGUUUGACCUACUGCUCCAUGGGAGAACAGAUGAAUAAUUUGGUGGUUACAUUAAAAUAACCUGCUUUUAGCCAAUAAAUGACUUUGAGAAGCUGCAAGUGUUUCCAACACCUCCAAAGCUCACCAGUCAAAGCUUUUCGUGUUUAAGUUAAAUAAGGAGAAGCAAUUACUAGGUUUGUUAGAAGCUGCAGAGAUCUGACCGAUUAGUACAUUGCUAAAGGACCCAGUGAUGGAGGAAAAGCUCUCAUAAGUUGGAUGAUGAAAGCUAAUUAAGGUUUCUAUUCCAAUGCCUCGUCUAACCUGCUGUUCAGGGUUUACAUUGAGCUAAGAGAUUGUGUACAGUUCUUGUGGCUACUUUUGAGCUUUGAAGUUUUUACACUGCAUUUUUUAACUGUUUCUUUCUUUGCUUUUGUAUGUUUUCACUCAAACCAUUGUUUUUGAUCUUGUGGUUUUAAUAUUGCACUUAAAUUAAGGGACUUGAGUUGUUGCAGCUGCUAAAUAACAGGCCACUCCAUUGUCUUAGUGAAAGGAGCAUGAGGAACUAUUAAGGUGAGCACAUCAGAGUAGUUCUGAGAAGUUUGAAAUUUUACCUUUUAUUUUUACACACGCACACAUAACUGUAGUUUUUCAUUCCAUUGUGCGUGUGUUAGGGGUUUUAGGAUUUUUUUUGUAAUUGUCAUUGUUUGCCUUUUUCUGUACAGGCAGGCCUGCAGAUAAUUACUUAUUUAUUAUUGUUGUUUUUGUUGAUUUAUGGAUUUACUUUCAUAGAUGCUUCAUUUGACACUAUUAGUGUUUCUUUUGACACUUGUACUUGCACUUUCUAGAAAUUGAUGGAAGCAAAUGGGCAACUUGGCUUGUCUUUGUAUUAAAUAAACUGUGACAUACAGAGCUGAUUAUCCAAAAUUCAUCCAAACCAUGCAGACUGGGGAUAUUUUGCUGGAAUAGCACAGUUGCAUUGCAAGGCCUUUUCUUUGCUAAAGCUGCAGCAGAUUUGCAUGUCACUGUACCUACAGAGAUGUGAGAAAAGUCUGCUGGCUGGUGAAUAGCGUGAAAAUGGAGCACAGUGUCAGCUUCACACUUAUUAAUCUUGUGUUAUUCCAACAUAAACAUUUUCAACUAAUCCUGAGUGUCCACUAGUAUGCCAAUAUACAUUUUGUUGUAUACCUUUUUAUGACGCUAUACAACAUGUUGGGUAAUUCACCUUUUUGUCAUGUGCAAAUGUCCCAUUUUAGGUGUGAAAUAAUUGCAAUGCUACAAAUUUAGCCUAGGUUUGCACAAAGAAUGGAAGUCGUGGAGAAUGGGAGCAGUUAACCGGGUUAGUCUCAAUCAUUUGAAUUAUUCCAUUAUUGAGCAACUCAUGAAAUAUUUUACAAGAUGCAUGUUAAACAACUAGUCAAAUCAUAUAUUAUCGUAUUUUUACAAGUUGGGAAAAUAAUCCCAGGUUAGAGGUGGCAAAGUGACAAAAUUACAUCUGAAAAUGCUUUGUCUUAUGUAACCAUCACACAUACUGAUUUAUAAGGCCAAGACAGUGACAGCUGAAUGAUAAUGAGAGCUGAUUUUACUGCCUGUACAUCCCACAAUCAAAGCAGACAUGUCUAGACCCUUAGACUACAUGUGCAUUAAGUAGAGUAUUUUGUAAAGCAAAAAGCCAAUCUUACAGUAUCAGUGUAAAGUGUAUCAGCUAAAACAUUUGAAAUAUGCAACAAAAGCUAAAUUUGCCUUCAAACAAGUACUUUCAAUGAGUCAGUACGCAAUGGACAACAAAAUACAAAAAAACGAACUCCAUGUGGAUCAGUGCAAUUAAUUUUUAUUGUAGCCUAUUGCCAUUUGCUGUCUUUCUAUAUAGGCUCAAAAUUGCCUUUUUGCAAAGAAUUUAAUCCAGAAGAAAUGCAUUGAUUCAGUUUAGAAAAACUGUAAUGACGGAGUAAGGUUUUAGAUUCUUUUAGAGGUAGGUUAUCAGAAAAAAAAUGAACACGAUCUUGGUGGUGACAGACAUAUCAACAGACACAGAUUGGUCCAAAGCCUCCAACUGUGAAUGCAAGGGCAUCUUUCCUAAGGGGCUAUUGGUGGUUACAUUUGUAGUUCUCUGCUGAAAGUGCAUGGCUGUAAAACCAGAUCAUGUUGACAGCUGUCACUGGCCCAAAUUUUAGAAUCUACGAGAGUUUACACCCUCUGUGUUUUGAUUCUUCAUGGUAGUUUUUUUGUUGCCUUCACUACCAGCUGUCCUUUUUUGCCAUGUGUACCUACAAGAUUGAUCUACAUCAUGUAUUUAUUUAUUUAUUUAUUUAUUUAUUACUUAAGGGCACAUGUGUUAAAAAAAAUAUUGAAUCUAACAAAAGGUAUCUCUGGACUAGCUGUGUAGUGAUUUUACAUUACUUAGGGUUGAGCAGAUAAAUGAAUUCUGAGGAGUAAUAAAAUCCCAAACUCUGUGAAGCCCUUGAUCAUCUUAUUGUCCAUCGGAUGUAGUAACUCAUGGUCCCAGGUGAUGUCUGUCUGUUGUGUGCUCCUGUUCUAUAUUUUGCACAGUAACUAGAGUAGGGUAAUGCUUUUACUUGUUUUUAUUUUUGUUGCUGUUGUUUUACUUGAUCUGGUUAGCCUUUAAUGAAACCACUAGUCAAACUGCUUAUUGUUCUUUGUUUUCUGACUUUUUCAUGUUUUAGGCUUUCCUGAAAUUAUACAAUAAUCAAAUGUGCAUGAUUACACAGGUAUAUUUUUAAAGGCACCGGGGCUCUAUAUAGUUUAAUUAUACUAACUGUAAUAGAUACAGCUUUCACAUACAGCUAGUUGUAUUACAUUACUGAAAAGGGAGAUCACACUGUCAUUUUCAACUAUUUUACAUUUUUGAGGGUCCAGGGUUGAAUCAAUACAGCUUACCAAAAGACUGAAAAACCCUGUACAGCAGUAUAAAAUCCACACAUUUGCAAAUCUACCCUUACUAUCAAAUAGUAUUGUUCUGCAUUCUCGAAUUGAAUGACCUGAUCUUCCACAUUCCAACUGUCUUCUCACUCCCCUUCAGUGGUACAUAUCUAUAUUUAGGCCCAUUCACAAAUCUUAGAGGUGCUUUGUGAAAAUCUGAUGUUAAAAAUGGUGUGAUGAUCAUGAUCGCAACAUGAGUUUAAAUAAGCUUUAAUAACUACAAUUUUCCAGGUCAGGACUAAGCUGUCAGCCUCAUUUUUGUAAGUGUACCAUAUGGUCUUCCACAAUCAAUUUUCCAUUCAUCAAGUUUGUCUUUGCAGAUAGCUUACCUGAGGCAGUUUGCAUUCAUGUCUUUUGAAGUUCUUUAUGUAUUAAUCUUAAAAUCUUACUUUGUAUGAGAAUGCUAUCACAGGUAUUUAUCCACUAAACCUUUAUAGAACCUACAGGAGGGAACACUGAGCGCUACCACAAACCCUCUUCUCCUCAUCUUUUUAUGUUCAGGCUCUACAUUCACGUACCUAAAUCUUCUCAAUUGUCCUCCCUGCCUGCAACGUCAACCCAAUAUUUAAUUUAAACUGAUAACUAACAUGGAAAUUUUGUGGACAUUUGUUUUUCACAUGUAAAUAGUUGUACAAAGGAAAUACUGUGGGUUUGCGAAGAGAACAUUGAGGCUACAAAUGUAACAAAUCAUAAAAAAUUCCAAAUAAAGUUGAAGACAUUUUGAUAGGCAGAUUUGUGAUAAAAGCAGUUAAGUGUAAAAAUAUUUAAGGCUGUAAUAUAAGAAGAAAGAGCUUAAUGUAUUUGUUGUGAAUAUGGAAAAACUGAUAUAUUAAAGAAGUGCAUGGAAACUGUU
Molecule: messenger RNA, 7199 nt
Organism: Betta splendens (Siamese fighting fish)
Lineage: Eukaryota; Metazoa; Chordata; Actinopteri; Anabantiformes; Osphronemidae
Gene: braf
Product: B-Raf proto-oncogene, serine/threonine kinase
Exons: 20
Coding region: 191-2659 (822 amino acids)
Biological process (GO): protein phosphorylation; signal transduction
Cellular component (GO): mitochondrion; plasma membrane; cytosol
Molecular function (GO): ATP binding; protein kinase activity
Source: RefSeq, a predicted model, not a curated record